AUGGGAAGAUAUUAUAUGAAUAUCAUUGACAAUUAUGAGGGACACAUCUUCGAGUCGAACAGGUUUUCAAUUUUUGGCUUGAUGUUGGGCUUCGGACUGUUAUUGCUGUUGUUUGGCAGCUGUACAGCCGAUAUAUUCACUGCCAUAGCCGACAUGCAACGGAUGCUCGCUAGCGAAAAAGGGAUCAGCAAUAUCAUUGAGAGCUACAUCCAAGAAGAACAACAUCGACUAGACGAACUCAAAAAAUUUGCUGACGAAUAUUCUAUACGAAAUAAGGAUGCUGCUGAUGUUGGCCCAGACUUCGUAUCAAAUCCUAUCAAUGCAUACCUAUUGAUCAAACGAUUGACUUCGGAAUGGAAAAGAGUCGAAGACAUUAUGCGCGAAAAUUUGGCCGAUAAAUACAUUCAAAACAUCACGGAAAAUCGCGAACGAAAUCAGGUGAAGUUCCCUGAAGAAGAGGAUUUGUCUGGCGCUGCAAUCGCCAUUCUCCGUCUUCAAGAUGUGUAUAAAUUGGAGAGUGCAGACCUUGCUGAGGGUAUAAUAAUGGGCGAGAAGGUCGCCCAUUCUCUCACUGCACAUGAUUGUUUUGAGGUUGGACGAGCAGCAUAUAAUCAAAGAGACUACUAUCACACGCUCACUUGGAUGCAAACAGCUCUGAAUAAGCUGGAAAAUGAAGAGGAAGAGACAGUCGAGGAAGCAGAAAUUCUAGAGUAUCUAGCGUAUGCUCUUUAUCAACAAGGUAACAUUCGUCGUGCACUGGCUUUGACAAAGAGGCUAGCCGUUCUCGCACCCAAUCAUCCGCGGGCAAAAGGAAACGUGAAAUGGUACGAGGAUAGAUUAGAAAGCAAAGACUUGGAAGGAGAACUCCCACCUAUUGUUAACAAGCGAGUUGAAAACGAUGGUAUUGUCGAGCGAGACGCUUAUGAGGCUCUAUGCCGUGGUGAAGCUCCGAAAGUUGAUCCAUCUGAAGAAAAAUUGCUCUACUGUUAUCUGAAAAUGGACAGGCCCUUCUUACGCCUGGCUCCAAUCAAAGUCGAGAUUUUGCGUCUCGAUCCUUUGGCCGUGCUCUUCAAGGAAGUCAUGUCGGAGGAGGAGAUGGAAGUGAUCAAAACAGCUGCCAUCCCUAAGCUAAAACGUGCUACUGUACAGAAUGCUAAAACGGGUGAUCUGGAACUAGCCGACUAUCGUAUUAGUAAGAGCGCAUGGUUGAAAGAUGAAGAACACGAAGUUGUAGCCCGAAUAAAUAGGAGGAUAGAGGAUAUGACAAACUUGAAUCAGAAAACCUCAGAAGAUCUGCAGAUCGCCAACUAUGGCAUUGGUGGUCAUUAUGCUCCUCAUUUUGACAUGUCGACGAGAGGCGAAAAGGAACCCUACCGAGUGAAUGGCAACCGCAUCGCUACCAAGGAGGAGAUUAACGCUUUCAAGACGCUCAACACCGGAAAUAGGCUAGCUACUGUGCUGUUUUAUAUGACGAAGCCUGAGCGUGGAGGAGCUACGGUCUUCAAUCAUCUUGGUACCGCCGUAUUUCCUUCAAAGAGUGAUGCGUUAUUCUGGUACAACCUAAUGAGGAGCGGCGAAGGAGAUCUUCGAACUCGACAUGCAGCCUGUCCAGUACUGCUUGGAGUAAAAUGGGUGUCGAAUAAGUGGAUUCACGAGCGAGGUCAGGAAUUCACUCGCCCAUGUGGAUUGGAUGAAACAGUACAGGAGUACUAUGUCGGUGAUCUCAGUCCAUACACACACGGUAUACGGCAUAAGUAUAAUGUGUCUAAUUUGUAGCCCCUGAGACUUUGUCUAUAUCACUAAUGACUUUCACAGGGAUGGGUAUGUACGAUAACUGAUGUCUUUUGAGCACUAUGUGCUUGCUGUUUUCACACUGCUAUGUGCUUGUUGUUCUAUACGGUUUCAAUGAAAGUUGGGAUUAGCUUGCCUUGAGUAAUU
Molecule: messenger RNA, 1938 nt
Organism: Cylicocyclus nassatus
Lineage: Eukaryota; Metazoa; Nematoda; Chromadorea; Rhabditida; Strongylidae
Source: the annotation of a GenBank genome assembly